AUUAUUAUCAUUACUAAUGUCAUAAUAUGUUUGCUGCUGCAACCAAAAACUUUGUUAAACAGGUUGGUGAUGGAGGAAGAUUAGUUCCAGUGCCCAGCCUCAGUGAAGCUGAUAAAUACCAGCCUCUGAGCCUUGUGAUUAAAAAAAGAAAAUGCUUGCUUUCAAAAAAGUCUAAAUUUGCUUCAACACCUUUCACAUUAAAAGACAUUCUUGAAGGGGAGAAAGAAAUUUCUGCAGGUGUCUCAUCUUACCAGUUGCUCAACUAUGAAGACAAAUCUGAUGUUUCGCUGAAUGGUAGAAGAGGAAAUCAGAUAAUGAAUGAUGUUGGUUUUGAUGUUGCUGGAUCAGAUUCUGUUGCCUUUAAAGCUUCAUUUGGCAUAGUGACCAAACACGAGGUUGAAGUACCAAGAUUACUUAAAGAACUUUCUACAAGGAAAAUAAACUUUGAUCAUUGUCUAGUCCAUCAAUUAAGAAAAAGUAGGAUGGAAAUUUUAUGUGUGGUCAUGGAAAGUAUUCGUACUACAAGGCAGUGCUCAUUAACUGUCCAUACUGGAAUGCGUGGAGAGACAAUGAGGUUUCACAUUAUUGAAGAUCAGAAUUCUAAAGGGCGGGACAAAGCCAUUGUUUUUCCUGCGCAUACAACUAUUGCUUUUAGUGUAUUUGAACUCUAUAUUCAUUUGGAUGGUAAUUUUGAACUCUGUGUGACUCCAAUUGCAAAAGGAGGAUUUGAAAAAGAGAAAUCUGGACCAUCUUCACUGACCAAACUAAGGAGAUUAAAGAAUAAUCUCUUUCAUCGAAAUAAAGGAGUAGUGGAAAUCAUUGCUAACUCUGAUCCUUACCUGGAGGACCUUUUUACAGAUUAUUAUGAUAAAGCUGCGAGCAUGACUGAUCUCUCUACAAGCUAUCUCAGAGAUGGUUCUCAUAUCCGAAUUAAUUUACUUAACAACAACAUCCCCAAAGGUCCUUGUGUCCUCUGCGGAAUGGGAAGUUCUAAAAGGGAGACAGUCUAUGGAUGCCUAGAGUGUUCUUUUAAUGGACAGAAGUACGUACGACUGCAUGCUGUGCCCUGUUUUGACCUCUGGCAUAAGAGACUAAAGUAACUGAGCUAGGUAAGUGCCUAUUGUCACUGACAUAGGCAUAACUGUGCCACAAACUUUUCAGACUUAGUAACUAUGACUCAAAUUGUGAAAUGCAAAACAGUGAAAGUGCAAAACAUUUUAUUACACUCUUCAAAUUCUUUCCUUCAGUCAAUGACCUUUUACAACACACUCAUGUGUUCCCUGACAUUGUUUUUUUUUUCUUUCUAGAGCCUUCUCAUGAUAAUGAAAAAUU
Empidonax traillii (willow flycatcher) is the source of this 1332-nucleotide messenger RNA. RefSeq names its product pejvakin (gene PJVK). Bases 27 to 1100 code for a protein of 357 amino acids. Gene Ontology annotation, biological process: programmed cell death. Gene Ontology annotation, cellular component: cytoplasm. NCBI's taxonomy places the organism in Eukaryota, Metazoa, Chordata, Aves, Passeriformes, Tyrannidae. The transcript is spliced from 6 exons. The record is from RefSeq and is a predicted model, not a curated record.